Messenger RNA from Chelonia mydas (Green sea turtle), 4873 nucleotides. It is a transcript of the gene STEAP1, whose product is annotated as STEAP family member 1. Bases 151 to 969 code for a protein of 272 amino acids. The transcript has 4 exons. Lineage: Eukaryota; Metazoa; Chordata; Testudines; Cheloniidae. The record is from RefSeq and is a predicted model, not a curated record. Gene Ontology annotation, cellular component: endosome; plasma membrane.
GCUGGAAAGGAGGAGGGAGAAUGGGCACGCCGAAGGCUGGGCAUCAGACUUCCAAGGUCGCUUGUGGGCUGCGCCAGCGCGCCUUGGAAUCUCACCCUGACCUGAGCCUGGAGGUACCUAAACCGAGGUAGAAAGUUUGGUUCCUCUGUAAUGGAGAGCAGGAACACUCUGGAUCAGGAUGAAGUUCAGAAACCGGAGCCUGGGAGAAAUACGGGAAACCAUAACAAUUCGAAUACGGAUUUGCAAGUCACCUACACCCAAGAAGCAGUUGCGUUUUUUCAUUUACAUCAAACACGUCAUUUUGAUGAGUUUGAAUACCCUUCAGAUCAAUACUGCAAGCAGGAUCUCUUCCCCAAAUGGCACUUGCCACUGAAGAUAGCGUCUAUAGCCUCAUUGCUAAUAUUUAUCUAUACUUUUCUGAGAGAUGUCGUCCACCCUUUUGUCACUACUAAUGAAAACACUUUCUAUAAAAUUCCAAUCCUGGUCAUAAACAAAGUUUUACCAGUGGUUUCAAUCACCCUUCUGGCACUGGUUUAUUUACCAGGAAUAUUAGCUGCAGGUUUCCAGCUCCACUAUGGGACCAAGUAUAAACGAUUUCCACAGUGGCUGAAUGGCUGGAUGUUAUCAAGAAAGCAGCUUGGCCUUCUCAGUUUUUUCUUUGCCUCAAUGCAUGCAUGCUAUAGCUUGUGCUACCCAAUGAGGAGAUCUUACAGAUACAAGCUGUUGAACUGGGCGUACCAACAGGUCAAGCAAAAAAAGGAAAAUGCCUGGAUUGAACAUGAUGUCUGGAGAAUGGAGAUUUAUGUGUCUCUAGGAAUUCUGGGGCUAGCUCUGCUGACCAUACUGGCAGUAACAUCAGUUCCAUCUGUCAGCCAUUCUUUGACCUGGAGAGAGUUCCACUGUAUUCAGGUACACAUAAACAGUGCAUGUGAUCUGUGUGCUCUUGGAGGAUUUUAUAUUAUAGAUUAAGAUCAGCAGUAAUAGCCUUUUUUUAAAAUAUCAGAACAUCACAGUGCUCAUGGAAACCAGUCUGAAAGUUUACUCAGUGUCAUUUGCCAAUUGCUUUGCAACAAACAUUCUACUUUAUUUGUUACAUGGAAAAAAAAGAUUGACAUAUUGGUAGGCUAAAAUGUUGUUGCAGAUUAGAGAUUGUUAAUGACAAGGAGUAUCCCCACACCUGUAGGGCACUAGUUCUGGUGUCACCAACUUGAUAGUCUUGGUUCUAAAAAGUCAGACUGCUGUUCCAUGGCCUACUGCAUGAGAAAUGAGACUGUGGGCUCAGUGCAGUCCAUCACAAAAAACACUCCCACAAUUUGCACCUUUGUUGGAGGCUUGAUCAUAAAACCAAGUAUUAGAAGGGUGUUAACAUGAGAUUAUUUUGAGUCCAGAACAGGAUCACGCUAUGUUGGCAGGGCAGCAGAGAGGCAUUUGUACUACCACAUCCUAUAUCAAACCAUUAAGGCCAGAUCCUUGGGACCAAGCCAACUUGUGUUCAAUAUAGGAGACAAGGUAGGGGGAAAGGCCACUUUUCUGCUCCACUAAUCCAGGGGCUGGCCACUGACAGUGAUGGUUACUUGGGGAUCAUUCCAUUGGCCAAGUAUCAUUGCCAUAAAAGGCAUUUCAGUAAUACCUUGGUCCAUUCCUACUGGCCCAGAUAUGCCUUGAUGUGCCUCAGCAGCACAAAGCAGACGGAAGGGAGGGCAAGGAUCAGGUCCUUACCAUAAACAUAGGCUUUCACUCUCCCUCUCCAGCAAAAAAGGUAUGUUCAAAGCAAAGGAAUCUAGUUGAAAAGGUAAGGGGUCAAAUUCUGCCCAUAGGUACACCUAAUCAAUCUUACAUAUGUACCAAGCUCAGCAUCCACAUGUGCUUGCUUCAGCCACCUAAACAUCCGUUUGAGGGGCUGGGGUUUUCUUCUAAAUUACAUUAGCAUUAAUUUAAAAAGACUCCCCUGAAGUCACUGAGGUUAUACCAGUGUAAAACUGGUUUAGCAGAGUGGUGAAUCAGGCCCUGAGCACCUAAACAUGAACGUUUGAUUACCUAUUAAGCACUCUGCAUUAGGUCAUCAAUGAGUAUCUCCUGACAAUGCAGUGAUGGGGGAUCAUAUAUACUGUAACUUGAGAUGCAAUCAGUUGUGGGGAAAAUUCUCAGGUGUAUAGAGAGUAGCUGGGGAAAGGUAGUCAGAAGGGGCCUCUACUUCACAAUUUUGGUUAUUCAUAUUAAAGUACUGUUAUCCCUUUUUGACCCAACCAGUAAGCCAAGAUUCAGGAUCUAGAGGGUUGUUUCAGUAGAGGAGAAAUAGCUGAUACUUCAGUGUUUCUCUGAUAAAAUUCUGUUAAUUUCCAAAGAAAAACCUGUCAAAGUCCUGUUUCCCUGAACACAGCAGGAAUCAAAUAGCACAAGACAGUUUCGUUUCUCUCAGUUCCAGCCAGCACUUAGCCCAAAAGCUCUCUCAGGGACACAUUCCCAGGGCUGGUUCUGACUGUGCCCUUGGCCUUCUACUGCUUGUAUCUCAGCUUCUGUGGUGUUUUUCCUUCCCUCCUGCUUUUAUCACAGACACGCACAUCUCCACUAAAACAAUAGCCAGUGAAACCCCUUCACCUAUGUGGCUCUGUUUCUGACCUGUCUUGCGUCUGCCAUUCUUCUGAGUAAUGCGCCUAGAGUUUCAGCGUCCCAGUUCUCUAGAGGAGCUCAAUAGCUUCUUAUGCUGUCCUAAAUGAAAGGGCAGCAGUUAUGCCCACCUUCUUCUUCAACUAGGCGUCGCCCAGCCCAUACCAGCAGCAAGGUAAAGAAGCCCAUCUAACCAGAAGAAUAACACUAAUAUGCUAGAUUAGUCUUGUAAACAAAUAAUGCAUCAAUCUGAUUAUGUGAAGGGAUAUCUAGAACAGUGUAUGAUUUCCCAGUGAUUACUAUGAAAAGUUAAGUUAAAAAAAAACAAUUUUUGUUUUCACGGAAAAUUCAAAUCCAGUGGUGCUACUAGUACUUUUUUCUCUUAGGGCCCAAUCCUGAAUUCCCUGAGCAUCCUAAAUCAAAUCCAGUGACGUCAGGGGGAGUUAUUUCUUUAUGAGGAAGGUAGCACCGAGCUCUUCUACAGUUAUUAAAUGGGGCUGUUGUUUUUUCAUUGCGUGGAACAUCAGAAGCUCCUGAUUGUAAUAAUUUGCUUUGCAAGAAAUUUUAAAAAAAAAUCUAUCUUUGUUCUUAUAGAAAUAAGGGUAGAAAAGGCCUAACAAAGCAUCAAGUCACAACCAUCCUUCUGCUAAUGCAGGAUAAAAAUGGCAUGUGGGGAAACUGAGCUGAUAUCAAGAAUGAACUUAUGUCUUCUGAGGAAAGUACGAUUUGUACGUAGCACCAUAGACCACCCAUCUCUCUUGACAUCUCAUUUAUACCGCUGCUACAUGGAAAAGUUGCAAAAAUGUGCCCAAUCUUUCUCCCAUUAAAGUCGAAGAGAAUUUUGCCACUACUUUGAUGGGUGUAGGAUUGAGCCCCUUAGUUACUGAAUUAAUGAUCUUUGAUCUGAUCAAAAGCCCAGUGACAUUUGUGGGUUAUGCAUCAAGCCCUUGGUGCUUACGACGUCUGCCUAAUAAAGUACAUUUUUUACUGUUAUUGGGGAAAAAAAUUAACUUGUGUUCUUUUCUCUUUCCAGAGCAAGAUGGGGUAUUUAGCUUUGCUGCUAUGCACAGUUCACGCAUUGGUAUUUGCCUGGAAUAAAUGGGUUGACGUAAACCAAUUUGUGUGGUACACCCCCCCUACAUUUAUGAUCGCCAUUUUUCUUCCUAUUAUAGUCCUGCUUUGUAAAAGCGUCCUGCUUCUCCCAUGCCUUAGGAAGAAGAUCCAGAAGAUCAGAUGCGGUUGGGAUGCUAAUAUAGAGAUGAAUAAAACACAGAUGACUUCCAGACUGUAGAUUGAAUGAGUAUUUAUCAUGCUGCCAUGUAUAGAUUUAAUGAGCUCUAUGAAAUGGUCACAUAUUGGUGGGGAGGGGGUUUGCAUGCAUUGGUUAAAUACUCUUUGUGUAUUUUUCAUUUCCACUUUUGUUUGGGGGUGUGGCAUCUGUGUUCUCCUCUGACUUGAUCUGGGAUAAGGGAGUAUCCUUUACUGAGACAGUGGAUUGAAUUGGGUUCCUCAGGCAUUGACUCAUUUCUUUAUUCUGAGUCUUAUGCUGUUUAAAAUCCAAUUCUUCAUUUCCACAAGUAAAACAAUCAUCAGCCAUAGGGAAAGGCAAUCAUAAAUCCCGGCUUGACAUGUUGACUACAGAAGGUCAAUAAGAUAACGAUUUGAAAGAACCAGAUCUGACUCUUAUACUACAGAGGGUGUUUCCCAGUGCUUGCUAUGUUUAAGGUAACACAUGUCACAUUUUUUCCCCAUUCCUUUUUUCCCCUCUUUUAUUAUUAUUUUUUUUCCUAUUUGCUUCUUUAUUUAUUUUUGAGGCUGAACAUCUUCCAUGCUUUUGGCAGGAGCAAGCAGACACUUACACAUGUGCUUAACUUAACUCGCAUAAGUCCUCCCAGUGACUUCAGUGGGGCUGCUCACAUGAGUAAAGUUAAGAUCAUGCAUAAGUGUUUGCAGGAUUGACCUUUACUCUGUACCCCAGGGUGAUUUUAUUUUUCAGUUAAGCCCUUUUAGACACUUCUGACCAAAUAGGGUGGAGUGGGGGAGAAAUGUCAGAGAAUAAACAACGCUUUGAAACUUAGCAUUGACAUAGUCCUUACUGAGAAUUUUUAAAAUAUUAAAUCAAUUCUGAAUAUACUUAAUCAAAGCUAAUGAAUCCUUGCAUUCUCUGUGAUAGCAGCAGCUGAUUGAAUGAUAUUAGUUGCAUGAUUCACUUGACAAAUGUCAGGAUAUUUUUCAAAUAAAUAAUGCAGUGACUACUCUUUUUUCA